Molecule: messenger RNA, 669 nt
Organism: Budorcas taxicolor (takin)
Lineage: Eukaryota; Metazoa; Chordata; Mammalia; Artiodactyla; Bovidae
Product: basic salivary proline-rich protein 2-like
Exons: 4
Coding region: 1-669 (222 amino acids)
Source: RefSeq, a predicted model, not a curated record
AUGUCAGUCAGUAUUCCAGGAGGAUCCAAAGGGUACCCCCCAGAGGGGAGAGUUAUAAAGUCAGGAAGCAGAACGCAGCAGGGCCCAGAAGACCCGAGGUACGCUAGGGAAGUUGUCUCGAUCUCCUCGGCUCCGGCGGCGGGCCGAGAACCCCAAGGAAAACCCAGCCCUGCCUGCCAGGAGUUUAUAACUUUGUACUUUUUCCUCCCUUGUAACGAGAGGCGAGUGGCGCCCGUUUCUGGAAACAAGUAUUUUUCCGGACAGACUUUCCCAAGGUUGAGGGAAUCCCAGCGGCGGGGGGUGGGUGAGGAGCCCCGGACGAGCCCCGCGGCGCCACAAAGCGGGCUCCGGACCCCGAGAGGCAGGAUUCCCGCGGCGCUGGGAGGUGGGCUUAUCAAGCCCGGCAACCCGCGGCCCGGCACUGGCACGGGGCUCUUGAGGAGCGCUAGGGGGCAGGGCCCAGAGCCCCGUUCCCUUCCUCCCCCGCGAACAGUCGCGCAGGGUCCGCCGCCCCCGAGCAGGUUCCAGACUUCGGAGGCCCGGGUUCGAGAACUCGACUGCCCUCAGGCGCGACCUCCCUCCAUCCCCGAGACAGCAAGCCGGGUCUCCGGCUCCAGAAAACCCACGGCCGCGCGAGGAAGGCUGUCGCCCACCCCGAGCGGAAGGUAA